AUGCUUCGUUCUCUUAGAGUUAUAACAACAACCUUGACUUCGAAACAACAGUUUCGUUAUUACACAGCUUCAAGUAUACCUGGCGAUGUUCCACAGAAUAAUGCCACAGAACAAAAUCUUACGCAUGAAGAAAUCGAUUCUCCAAAAGAGGAUUUAACUCCCGAGAAGUCACCUUCGGAAAACACUCAAGAAAAUUCCAGCCCUGAACCAACAACACCGAAAAUGUCCUUUGCAGAAAGGGCAAAGGCAGGAUUCCCGAAACAGCCUUCGGAAACGACAAAGGUGGGAUUGGGAUUUUCAAAGCGUGCUCAGCCCUCGGAGCUUGCAAAGAAUUGGGCGAAACCGCCAGAAAAAUUGCAAAUGUUUGUUCCACCAGUGGAUUUAGGGCCUAUUGGUAUCGCCAGUAAGUUUGUUGAAAUAAGAAACCUUCCCCUUACGGCUAUUCCUCGUGAUAUACAAAUGAUGUCAGCUGAUAUUCCUAUUGCUGAAAUUGCACCUAUUCGAAAUGGCUACCUUCAGCUUACUGGUUCGUAUGAAUUGAAAUUUCAAAGUGAAAAAGAUGCUCUCAAGUUCGUCGAGUCAAAUUUGCAAAAAUAUUUGGGAGGAAAUAAGUUGGAAUUUAAAUUUCUUGCACAUUCCGGCAAUAGCAUUAUUGUUUGUGGUUUGCCAAGAAACAUUUCUCCCGAUCAAAUUCGAGAAUUGAUCACCGAUUCACCCGGAAACCAGUCGUCGGUCUGGAGAAACAUCUUUGAACUACCCAUUGCUGGCUCUUCGACCAUCCAUUCCAAAUAUCUGAUUGUUUUGAAAGGUAAAAACGAAUCAUACCGGUUGGUAAGGAAAUUACAUAAUAGUUACUACGCAAAAGAUAUUAAUGGUAAAAAGUUCCAUCUGAAAGUUAAGGUGGCCUAUUGA
Acaulospora morrowiae is the source of this 912-nucleotide messenger RNA. The record is from the annotation of a GenBank genome assembly. NCBI's taxonomy places the organism in Eukaryota, Fungi, Glomeromycota, Glomeromycetes, Diversisporales, Acaulosporaceae.